AUGUCUCAAUCGCCGAUUCGUCUUGUCCUUUUCUACUUGUCAUGGUUCGCGGUGGCCGCUAAAGCGUCCAUGACGCUCGAGCGUCGAGCCAUUCGCCGUCAACAAUCAGACUCCUCGCACUUCUGCAGCGUGAAAACUUGCGGCGCAGCGGGUGCGGAUACUUGUGAUCAGCAGCUAAAUACCAGAGUUCUCGGUGCGCCUGAUCGAGGAAGUCAACCCGGCCCAGGCCGGUGGGCCGACCCUACAAAUUACGGCGGCAAUGUUGACAGCUUCUUCCGCGGCGAGGUGGCCAAGCUUCAGUGGUCCCAACAGGACAUCGUCUCUAUCAAUGGAGCGGAUGUAACUUCAAAAUACAUACCGUUCAAGAAUGAGCCAAAAUCGCUGGCAGCGCUAGGCUUCUGCGGUUGUGUUGGUGUUAUUGUUAUGUCGAGGUCAGCCGUCUGGAUGGCGCACAUCACCGAGGAACCCGUGCUCACCAAUGAGGCGACAUUUAAGAGGAAUGGUCUCGAUGUACUUGAAAAUGGAUCUGGAACGGACGACAUGUACUACGGCUUGGCAGAUCUGAAGGACAAUGUUUUCGCCGCGAAUCAGGAUCCUGUCAUUGUCGUUUUCGCCCCUAAAGACGAAUCUGGGGAGUUCAAGUACCGAAAUCUUAUGGCACAGGUUGAUGAUCUAGUGGAAAACUUGAUUCCAGUGCGAUCCAAAUGGAUUGGAUAUACUCCGAUGACUGGAGGCAUGGAGAAAUACGACACCCGCUGCACUACUUCCAAUGGCAAGCUUCUCGUACAAUACCAACCGUCUCAUAGCAGAUUGUUCGGCAAGUCAGAUGCAAAAGCCAGAAUUUGGGUGGAGGGAAGCCGAUGGACAUAUGAGUCCGCAUGGAAGCCACAGAGCGAUCAGAAAGCCAGCUCGUAG
Molecule: messenger RNA, 915 nt
Organism: Colletotrichum gloeosporioides
Lineage: Eukaryota; Fungi; Ascomycota; Sordariomycetes; Glomerellales; Glomerellaceae
Exons: 2
Coding region: 1-915 (304 amino acids)
Source: RefSeq, a predicted model, not a curated record